Molecule: messenger RNA, 2422 nt
Organism: Scylla paramamosain (green mud crab)
Lineage: Eukaryota; Metazoa; Arthropoda; Malacostraca; Decapoda; Portunidae
Exons: 5
Coding region: 704-2101 (465 amino acids)
Source: RefSeq, a predicted model, not a curated record
UGACCGCGGCACAGACCCCAUAGAGCUUGGUCGGCAGCGCAGCGCGGCAAAUGUCGGAGGAGCGAAGGGGCGGCACCAGUGGCUGUGGUGGUGGUGGUAGUGGAAGUGGUCGGGGCGGCGGUGGGUCGGUGGUGGUAGUGGUGGUGGUGGUGCCCAGCAGCAGUGGUGGUGGUAGUGGUGGUGCUGGUGGUGCUGGUGCUGGUGGUGCGCGGUGGCAACAGUGCUGGUGGUAGUGGCGAUGGGGCGGUGGCAGUAGUAGCACCCAGGGCCAGCAGGACUCGGCAGCAGAGCCAACACGCAGCAGCAGCAUGUGGGGUGUGGCAGGGGACGGGGCAGCCAACGUGGAGUCAGAGCGGGGUGGCCUGGGGGUGGGGGAGGGGGAGGAGCGGCCAGAGGAGUCUGCCAGCCUGGGGGCGGCACGGUCGCUGCGGCAAAUAGUGAGUGACGACAGCGCCUCGUCCUCUAGCCUGGACUCGUCCUCCUCGGCCACCAGCGGGGCGAGCCGCGCCUCAGAGCGCAAAACCCCGCCUGUCUCUGCUGUGGACCUCCCGCCUGCCACCGCCUGGGCCAGGACCCCCGAUGCUGCUCCCCUGGAGGGGGCACCCUCCAACCCCUGGGAGCCACGCCCUGACCCCCGCUGCCCCGCCUGCCAGUGAGCCCCGCCCUUCACAGGCAGAGGAGGAGGAGACUCCUGGCACUGGGGAUGCCCCACCACCAGGGUCCCGCCUGGACCGCAGCGGGGCACUGUGGGGCUACUACUUCACCCCACUCGGAGCGCCCCGGUCAUCCACGUGCGGCGGCCGGGCCGGGAUGGCCCCAGGGCAGGGGGCACAGCCAGGGAGCGGGGGCAAUGGGGCGCAGGACAAUGCUCCCACGCCAGGCUGUGGGGAGCGGAGGGGUGGGGCAGGACCCCCCCCGGCGUGCACACCCUGUGGUGCCCCCCGCUGCCAAUCCCCCGGAUGACCCCCCUGAUCCCAAUACAGCCCCCACUGCCUCCUGGCUCUCCCCCUCUUCUGUCUCUGCCUCCCCUCACUCCCCCCCAUCCCUGUACCCAAUCUGUCCUACAUCCCUCCUCCCCUCCCUUCUGGCCCCCCACUGCCCCCCUCCUCUCCCCCCAUAUGAUCCCCCUCUCCUCCCCUGCACCCCCAGUGGAGCGCCCCAACCCCAGCGAUCCCCCCUUCCUGCGUCAUCCCUCCCGCAGCGACCAGGACCUGUACCCUGCCUCCCUCCCCCCUCAACUCCCUGGCUGACCUGUCCGCCGCCCCCCCACACCUCGGCAGAGCGUGCCCCGCACCCUGGCGCGCCUCAUGCCCCUCACUCACUCCUCAAACCUGCUCUCCAGCCCCACACUGCUGCCCCGCCCCUCUCACUCCCUCCCCCUCGGCUCCUUGCACAACCCUGCCCACACCUCCCCCGCCCCUCUACUCCCGCACCGACCACUCCUCCUCCUCCUCCUCAUCCUCCUCGUCCACGUCCUCCACCUCACACCUCUCCUCAGACCGCUUCCGUUCCCUGGCCCCGCCUCCUCUCUCGCUCCCGGCGCUCAAAUCUCUUCCCACGUCUCUCCACCAAUCUCGGCCCCUACCCAAGUCGCCAGAGGAACUUCUCCACCCGCGACCCUCCCACAGAUGACUCCACGCUCCCCGGGUCUCUGGGGCUCCUGGGGCCACUGCGUGGGGACCCCCUGGGGGCAUCCGGCAGACAGCGCCCCUCCUCUGAUCCUCAGUUUGGUGUGCAGCUUCUAAGCAGACACAUCGUCAAUAUUGAGCAGAUCUGCAUAGCCCUGCUGGAGAUCAACAACCACACAAGGGAGGAGCAAAUGUUACAGCAGAUUUGCCACAUGCUCAGCGACAUCCAGGAACAAAUCCACUCCCUGCGUCUGCCAGAUGACCCCCUCCAUGGCAGACGACCUUGCCGGCGCCUUCUCCGACCGACUGCCCCACCCCUCCACGCUACAGUCACUGUCUCUCCCACAGCAGCAGCAGCAGGAGGAGACGAGAAGAGCGGCGGGCCGUCCCCCCCUUCCCCACACACCUCCUGUCGGGCAGUGACUCCGGGGCAGGUGGUGGUGGUGGUGGUGAUGGUGGUGGUGGUGGGUUGACAGGCUCACCCUUUCUUCCGAGGCCAGGCUGUGUGUGUCCUCGGCCAACUCCAAGCUCAAGACUCCUGCGCACUUACCGAGGUAUGUACAGCCGCGGGUGUGAGGCGCGGCUCAGGUCGGCCAGUUGCACACUUGCUUCCAGAGAGGCAGCCAGACUGGAACUGCUGCCCCCCUCGCGCCGCCCCACCAGGGAGCUGAGGGGUGUGGUGGGCGGGGCAGGGGAGGCGGUGAUAGGCCCCCUGCCGACACCCCCCCCCAGACCAAGGCACAGACGAGGAGCAGCCCAGGCACAUUGUACGCAUUAUGACAGGCAGCCACUAU